UUAGGACAUAUCCUUCUUCGAUAACUCCUCGACCUCUCGAUUCAUAUUCUCGAUUUCGACUUCUUCCCCAUUAAACUUCUCAUCAUCAAAGACUCUUGUUGCCCAUGGCUCAGCGGUCGUACAACAACCAAGGCUACAUGCCUAAUGGCGCUCCGGCAAGCCACCCGAACCUCGGCCAGCCUGCUCCAGGCGCCGUACCCCUCCUGCCUAACCAAGGCCGAGUCAUCCAGUCGGGUCCUAUCCGAGUCCUCUGUAUAGCCGACGUACGAGGCAACCUACGAUCCCUGAACGAGCUCGCCAAGUCAGCACGAGCUGAUCACAUUAUUCAUACCGGAGAUUUUGGCUUUUACGACGACACAUCUUUAGAGCGUAUCGCAGAGAAAACGUUGAAACAUGUCGCUCAGUAUUCGCCAUUGAUCAAUGAAGAUGUCAAGAAGGCCAUCGGUCAAGGAGGGCCGGGCUCCGUCAAAGCGCGAUUCUCCCCGCAAGAACUACCUCUGUCUGAGCUUCCUUUGCUCAUCAGUGGUCAAGUCAAGCUCGAUGUACCGGUUUAUACCGUUUGGGGUGCCUGCGAGGACGUGCGCGUGCUGGAGAAGUUUCGAUCCGCCGAAUAUAAAGUCCACAACCUGCACAUCAUUGACGAGGCUCGAUCUAUGUUGUUGGAAAUUGGUGGCGUCAAAUUGCGACUCCUUGGCCUUGGUGGAGCGGUAGUCAUGCACAAGUUGUUUGAUAACGGCGAGGGUAGAACUACUAUCGCAGGUGGACAGGGCACUAUGUGGACUACUCUACUUCAGAUGGGCGAGCUGGUCGACACAGCUAACCGCGUUUACGACCCGACCGAAACUCGCAUUUUCAUCACGCACGCGUCUCCCGCUCGAGAGGGGAUCUUAAACCAGCUUUCAGUCAGCCUCAAGGCAGACUUUUCUAUCUCAGCAGGUCUUCACUUUCGAUAUGGUAGCUCUUACAAUGAGUUCAGCGUAAACCCUACCCUGGAUCACUAUCGUGGCAAACUCGCCGCCUCGAAGGCAUCGUUUAACGACGUUUGGGAAACCGUCAAGGGCGAGGUUGAGCCUGCAAUCCAGCAGAAUGAGGCCCAACAAAAUCUCCUUCGUAACGCCCUGGAACUUGUUGAAAAAAUGCCUCGGACUGCAGCUGGUGGGAACCCUUUUGGUGGUCCAGUUGGCGGUCCUGGUGCUCAGGGUCAGGUUGAUGAGAGUGCGUUCAAGAACAUGUGGAACUUCAACCUCGCAGACGCGGCCUUUGGUUGGUUGGUCCUAGAGAUACAAGACGGUCGCAUUGGAACGGAAAUGCGAGCUCAAGGUUUCAACUUUUCGCACCGCGGUGCCAAGCAACAGACGGUUCCUCAGAGCACACCGUCCCCAGCACCUGGCUUGCCCCAUGCGGCCCCCGUGGCUCCAGCGGCCCCCGCGGCCGCUUCUGGUCCGCAAAGAAAUCCUUCGCAGCCCACGAAGCCUGGAGUGGCGACUCCCCUACAGGCCCCCAAGCCCGCUACUCCCAAGCCGACAUCAUCGUCUCCAGCCCCUAGCGCGGUAGCUGGCAAGGAGAACGAGAAACCCAUAGGCACCAAUGGAUCAGCCCAUGGUCCGGAAUCUGCGCCGUCACCUGCGCCCAGACCCUCUGCAGAUAGCAUCAUCGGACUAUUCGUUAUGAAUGUCCAGAGUGACGACCAGACCCGAGAGAUUUUCCCUGAGGAGCACAAAGUGAAGAUCGCCAAGAUCGAGAAGUGGGGAAAUAAUAGCAACAACAAGGUUGUUCAUUUCCAGACUUUAGACGAGCGUGAUGGUGCUUAUUCCAGUCUCUCGGACGAUUUCAAGAUCCGCCAGUCCGAGGACCGAUCAAGACCCCUAGUCAAGAUAUUCCAGCCCCGCGAAUCCAAGCAAGCGUUCAGUGGUCGAGGCGCCGGAACCUGGGGUAGUGGACGUGGAAGAGACAACGCAAGUGGAUACCGUAGUGCCGGUGACCGUGGAACCCUUAGCGGCGGUGAGAGCGGUCCUGAGACUGGUCGCACGCGCGGAGGCCGCGGUGGACCUCGAGGAGGUCGUAGUGAGAGAGGCGGCCGAGGCGGCAGGGGUGGUCGUGGGGGCAUGAGCAAAGGUGAAGGUGGUACUGCUUCACCAGCUCCUACCGGCGACUCGUAAACGACUUGUCGACUAUCAGUACUUGCAUAUUACCUACAUUCUAUUAUUAAUGGCCUCGCGUGACAUUACGCGAACUUUACCUUGUAUUCUGGCAACUUUCCGCGAAGCAACUAUCUGUCGUUGAAACAGGUGGAGUUAAAGAGAAUCUGCCGGCCUGCGAAGGAAGUUUUGCUAAGGGGGAAAAAUAACUAGUGCCUUCGUCAUACUGAAAAGAACGAAGGAGGGAUUGGAGGCGGAAGGGGACGGG
Messenger RNA from Hypoxylon fragiforme, 2406 nucleotides. RefSeq lists its product as uncharacterized. The record is from RefSeq and is a predicted model, not a curated record. The coding region runs from base 105 to 2159 and encodes 684 amino acids. NCBI's taxonomy places the organism in Eukaryota, Fungi, Ascomycota, Sordariomycetes, Xylariales, Hypoxylaceae. The transcript has 4 exons.